Metopolophium dirhodum (rose-grain aphid) is the source of this 3848-nucleotide messenger RNA. RefSeq names its product putative ATP-dependent RNA helicase TDRD12. Gene Ontology annotation, biological process: germ-line stem cell division; transposable element silencing. The coding region runs from base 247 to 2610 and encodes 787 amino acids. Lineage: Eukaryota; Metazoa; Arthropoda; Insecta; Hemiptera; Aphididae. The record is from RefSeq and is a predicted model, not a curated record. The transcript is spliced from 2 exons.
UUCAAGUUCAUAUAAAAUGAAUAAAGAUCAAUAAUAUUUUAUCAAAGUACCAGGUUUAACAAGGCAUAUCACUAAUGUUUUUGUUUAAUAUAUUUCUAAUUUCUUCAGCUUAUUACAAGCUUAUAACAUAAGAAGUUUUUAUAACUACGCAAGUUUAUGGUCAUAUUUAUUUUAGUUUGCUAGAUAACUGUAACAAACAAUUAGACAAUAUAAUUAUGCAUGAAAUGGUUUGUGUAUAUUUGACUGAUGGUUGUACUGAUUUAUACAUCAAAUAUGUUUGGUUUUAUAAAAAUACCAUUCAAAGAUAGUAAAGUAUCAAUUGCACGUCCAUUUCUUUGUGAUAAAGUCAAACAAUUUGGUAUCUGUGAAGGAACAUGUGCAGAGCGUCAUGAUUUAUGUAAAACACUUGAUAAAGAAUGUCUUAAUAUUCCUACAAAAUGUUUGAUUAACAUUCAACUGAUAAAAAUCCUUAGUGCUUCACAUUUUUAUGGAAGAAUUCUUAAGUAUAGUACUAAAAAGAAUCCUACAAAAGAUCAAGAUUGGAUUAGUGUUAAUGACUCGUUUGAAAGAAUAAAAUACGAAUUAAAAAAUAUCGGCUCAACACCAAAUACUAUAAUUUUAAGUAAAACCUUUACCAUUGGUGAAAUGGUUAUGGUACAAACUGAACAAAAAGAAUUUUUUCGAGCAGUGGUCUUGGAUAUAGAUUAUGGAUGGCUUACAGUUAAGGUAAAAGUAAUAUUAAUUGACACGGGACAUACAGAAAAAAUUAGUUCAGAUAAAAUAUUUGUACUGCCAAGCCAUUUAAAAGAACUUCGGCCUGUAGCUGUUGAAAUCAUAAUAUCUUCCAUGGAACCAGGGGUAGAGGGAGAUUCGGUUUUCAAUUGGCCAGUUAACACAACAAAUCUUGUACGUAGUUUAUUAGAACCAAUUAUUUUGACAAAUUUAGAAUUUAUUUGCAAAGUUGAACUUACAUUAGGAAUCACAUUAUGGGUUGAUUGGAUAUUAGCUAAGAAAUGUAUUAAAUGUUCUCACAUUGCAUGUAAACUGUAUAAAAGUUCUUUGAUAUUACCAAAUGAAUUAAUUAAACGCAAUCUUGCAAGACGAAGUUCUUUGCUCAUUGAUAAAUUAAUAAACUUAGAUAAAGAUGCUCAUUUAUGGAAAAAAAAUUUUAAUGCUGAAAAACCUUUCAUCAUUAAAAAAUCAAGUAUACCAUUAUUUUCAUGUGAUGAACAAAAAAAUGAAAUUGACGAAGUAAUAAAAGUACAAUGGGCUCAUUUAUCCGAGCAUACAAUAUCAAAUGUAUCUGUUCGUUAUGUAGACUCUCCAAAAUGUUUUUUUGUUAUUAAUAUGCAAUUUUAUGAAAGAGUUAUUGCUCUUCAAAGAGACAUUGAUGAUGCUAUCAGUAAUAAAACUGUUAAACAAUUAACUUGCGCCACUGUAGGAAAUAUAUGUUUGGCCUUAGCCCCUGAAGAAAAUAAAUACAAUCGUGUUAUUAUUAAAAAAAUCAACGAUAAAAAAGCUGAAGUUCUCUAUGUAGAUUAUGGUGAAUUUUAUGAAGUUGAAAUUGAUAAUUUAUUGACUAUACCCUCAAGUUUACUAACCAAGUUACCAUUACAAGUUAUUGAGUGUAGCUUAAGUGGUUUUAAUGUUAUUUUACCGACUGAUAAUGUAGAUCAGUUUAAUAAUCGUUUAUUAGAACUUACAGAUACUAAGAUACAUUUAAAAGUUCUUUCUUCUACCACAAAUGCUAAGUUUACUGGAGGAACCUAUUAUGAAGUUGUAUUGUUUAAUAAUGAUAUGAAUAUAAAUGCCACAAUGGCUGAUGAAUUUAAUAUGUAUGUUGAUAAUACUCAAAUACAAAAUAUUUUAAGCUCAAAUUAUAAAUACAAGGAAUACGAAAGUGAGGUUAAUGAUGAUGAUGUACUUGACGAAGAAGAAUUAAAAAGUCAGAUGGAUCUAUUAGAAAGUCUAUUCAAAACUUCAAAUCAAAUAAAUGAAAUCCAAACUGUGCCAAGUUCAACAAAUGAAAAAAAAAUUGAGUCUGAUUCAAAAUCAUUAAAUAAAGAUAAUUUAAUUGCAAACAAAAAACAGAUAAAAUGUAUAAAAAUUGAGAAAAAAUAUUGUCUAGACUGCAAUGUGACUCCAGUGGUCCCUCAAUGUUUUUGGCAUCAAGAUGACACAUGGAUUUAUCUUAAAUUGAAUAUUUUGUCAGUAAAUGAUUAUAAUACCUUAUAUACAAUGGAUACUAUAACAAUAAAUGUUGAAACAAACUCUGUAUCCUAUUCCUUUACUGCAGUUUUGUUUGGUUUUAUAAUAGAUGAAUUGUGUACCUGUCAUGUAAGUUUUGAUGGGAUUUUUAUCAAAGCAAAAAAACUAAUAAAAGUUAAAUAUCAAUGGCCUAGACUCUUAAAAUGUACAAAAAAACAUAAAUAUAUUAUUUAUAAUACAGAAUUCUGCAUUGAUGAAGGUAAAAACUUGAAUGUGUGGUGUAGAGUUAUGAAUAAUUACAAAAUAAAGGCUCUUGGUGAACAGCUAAAUGUAGAAUAUCCUAAUUCUGAUUGUAAUGAUACUGAUUGUUCCGAUAUCGAUGAUGGCAUUUUUGAAGAUUGAUUAAAAAAUUUUUUUAUUAUAUUUUAAUGUUCAAAUUAAUAUUAAUAUUUUAUUGUUUAAGUAUAGAAAACAUUAUUUUAAGAAUCUUAUGGCUUAUAUAAUAUUAUAUGUUCUGUAAUUUGUUUUAGGCAUCUUAACAAAUUGUUAUUACCUUUUAUUUUAAAUUCAUAAUAUCAGUUUGUUAAUGUGCUACAAAAUCAAUGAAUUAUACAAAUCAAUAUGAUUGUCUUUAUUAAAAAUUGUUUAGUUAUAAUUAAAUAUUAUUACCAAUUAAAUUUGAGUACUUACAAAUAUGGUUUAAAAAAUCCUUAACUUAUUUUCCAUACAUAAUAUUAUUAUACUUUAUAAUAUAAUAUUAAUAUGUACCUACAUAAUAUUAUGUUUUAUAUUUUUUUAAUGGUGUAUAUACUAUAUACUAUAUAGGUAUUUUUAAAUUUUAAAAGUUUUUAUACCUAAAGAAAUGUGCUUUUUUACAAUUUUCUUGUUCUCAAGAUGAAUUAAAUAUUGUUAAAAAGUGUGUGUAUUCUAAUAUUAAAAUUAUAAUUCUCAAUGUUUGUAAAAUAAUUGUAAAAUGUACCACAAUAAUUUGAUUUAUUUUAAAUAAAAAAUGAUUGUAAGAAAAUCUUCAUAGUAGGUACAUAAAAAUAAAUACUAAAAUUAAUCUUAUAUCUGAUAAUUGAUUAAUAUAAAAUAAUCGUCCAUUUUGUUCCAAUCAUUGCAGUUAAGAUAUAUUUUAAUUGUUGGAUAUAUUUAUUUUAUUGGAAUAUACAUUUCUCUAGUCAAAAUCUAAUAUGUAUAAUUUCCAAAGUGGCCCUCAUUUGGUUUGCCACCUAAUAUUGUGUUACUAUUCGAAUAUUUAACUGAAUUUUUAUGCGAUGUUGCCACAUUCACGUGACUGAAAUUUUGUAAUUUAUUAUUUUCACGUAUUAUUACACCAAUUAUUAUGAUACCAGACGCGAUCCGUGAGCUGAGGCCAGCUUUAUCGACAAUGUUAUCGAUUAAUAAAUUUAUUAGUUCCGGUGCUAAUACAAUUCCAAAAUUAUUAUAGAAAUAAUAUCAAAGUUCGAUCACCCAUCCUCUAUAGUGUUCUUAACUUAUAAACCAUGCAGUAUUUUUUUUUAAUUCGUACCAUAUUUUGAUUUUAUUAUUUUCGUAACUAUUAUUAUUAUUAUUAUUAUUAUAAUUAUAUUUGUUAUUAAUAUUAUCAAACAGAUUUAUGACAUGUGACAAUAUUAAUG